Molecule: messenger RNA, 1569 nt
Organism: Apis dorsata (giant honeybee)
Lineage: Eukaryota; Metazoa; Arthropoda; Insecta; Hymenoptera; Apidae
Product: putative inositol monophosphatase 3
Exons: 5
Coding region: 211-1209 (332 amino acids)
Biological process (GO): phosphatidylinositol phosphate biosynthetic process
Cellular component (GO): endomembrane system
Molecular function (GO): 3'-nucleotidase activity
Source: RefSeq, a predicted model, not a curated record
AAAAAAAAAUUACAGGUGGCGUAUAAUUUUCAGGUUCAAUGUCAAUUUUAUACAUACAUAGAACAUAAAGAUUCAAUAUUAUUGGAAAUUUCAAAUAAAUUAAAAAUGGCCGCAUAUGGAAUAAUUAAAAUGUUUCAUUAUAUAAAAUAAAUCAUAAUUACGCGAAUACAUUAAAUUAAAAAAAGAAAGAAUUGUAUUGUACAUAUCAAAAUGAGUGUCCGAACAAGAAAAACAAUUUUUUGUGGAAUUAUUAUAUUAUUAAGUGUAUUAUACCUAUAUACAAAUCGAACUUUAUAUACAGAUUUACAGAAUAAAAAUAUUUCUUUAAAGUUACUUCUUACUGCUGCUAUAAAAGCAGCAGAAAUUGGUGGUUCUGAAGUAAUUGCAGUUCACAAUCAAGCAAAAUUCGAAAUACAAAGUAAAGGAAAAACGAAAGAAGGUAUAAAUGAUCCAGUAACAGAAGCAGAUUAUAGAUCACACUGUGCAAUGGUCCAUUCUUUAUUAGAAACAUUUCCAAGUAUAACAGUAAUAUCAGAGGAAACAUCAAAAAAUUGUGAUAAAAUUACAGUGUCAAAUAUAAAAAAUAAUAUUAAUAAUUUAAAUGAUUAUGAUAUUAAGGAUGAAAUUAUAAAUAUAAAUGACAUUACAGUCUGGAUUGAUCCCCUUGAUGCAACAAAAGAAUUUACAGAAAAUUUGUUACAAUAUGUUACAACUAUGGUUUGUAUUGCUGUAAAAGGAAAACCUAUAAUAGGUGUUAUAUAUAAACCAUUUGAAACAAAGCAAAAUUCUAGUCUAUUUUGGUCAUGGACUAAUCAUGCAAUUUCAAAAAAUUUACAAAUACUGCAUAAGUUAGAAGAUGAAAGAAUACCAAUAUUGAUUGUAUCACAAUCACAUGCUGGCCAAAUUUAUAAUGUUUCUAAGAUUGCAUUUGGUAAAGAUGUAAAAAUUGUUCCUGCAGCUGGUGCAGGUUACAAAUUUUUAGAAGUUUUAAGUGGAAAUGUAACUGCAUAUGUCCAUAUGACUGCAAUAAAAAAAUGGGACAUUUGUGCAGGAACUGCAAUUCUUACUGCUCUUGGUGGUACAGUUACUCAAUUGUUUGAUCAACAAUUGAUAAGUUUUAGACCUCAUGAUUCUAAAGAACUUACAUGGGGUCUUUUAGCUACUAUGAGUAAUCAUGUUUGGUAUUUAGAUAAAUUUUCAAACAUUUAAUAUAAACAUUAAAUCUCUAAAUUUUAUUAUUGACUUUUAAAUCAUAUUUCAAUAUCAAUUUUUUCAUUAAAAAAUUGUAAAGAUUAUACAUAUCUUAAAAAUUUGAUAUCAAAAUACAAUUCAUAAAAAUAUUUAUUUACAAGUUCUAUAUUUAAUUUUGUUUUGAAGUAUUUUCAAAUGAAUGUGUUUCACAGAAUAAUUUUUUAUUGUAAAAAAAUUACUGUUAUAUACUAUAAUAAUUAUAUUUUAUAUAUUUAAAAUAUCUAUUAUUGAUAAAUUAAUUUUACAUAUAUUCUGUGAUAUUUUCAAAAAUUUUUGUUUAUUUUAAUAAAAAAAAAUAAUAAAUGUUUUUCAUAUGUA